GCGUUUUGGAAAAUAUACAAUGGCCGCUCGCGCUGUUUGCUGUAAUUUGGAGCUGUGUGUUAAAUAAAUGUGAAAUAAUGUGUAAGUGUAAUUGAUAAAAAAAAAAAAAGAAAGAAAAAGCGUCAUGAUUAAAGAAAUGGCGAAUGAUGAGGCUGUUCAGGCAACAAAUGAUGAUGCAAGUGAAUGUAAAAAAUAUGCGGUUCAGUGUGGAUAUUGGUCGGAUCCAUUUAUAAACUAUUUCGUCAAGCACACCAACAAGAAGACACCAGAAAUUAAUCGUGGAUAUUAUGCUAGAGUUAAGGGAGUUGAAGUGUUUAUUGAUAAAUUUCUAAAGUUAUCAGGAGGAAAAGGUCAAAUUAUAAACCUUGGCGCAGGUUUUGACACUCUUUAUUGGAAACUCAAAGAUGCUGGAAACAGUCCAGUAAAUUUUAUAGAACUAGAUUUUUCCAAUAUCACUGCGAAAAAAUGUUACCACAUUAAAAAACAGAAACAACUGAUAGAUAGGCUUAAUACCGAAGAUGGAGAAAUAAGAUUUUCCUCGACAGAAUUACACGCCGCCAAUUAUCACUUAGUUGGAGUAGAUUUACGUCAUACUUCAGAUUUGGCGAAUAAAUUGUCACAAGCCGAAGUGAAUUUCAAUUUGCCAACAUUGUUCCUCGCCGAAUGUGUUCUCGUAUAUAUAGAAACAAAUUCGGCAUCGUCACUUUUACAAUGGUUUGCUGGAAAGUUUCCCAAUAGUCUUUUUAUUAAUUACGAGCAAGUAAAUAUGCGUGAUAAAUUUGGACAAGUUAUGCUCUCUAAUUUACGUAGCCGCGGUUGUCUUUUGGCUGGAGUUGAAGAUUGCGAAUCUUUGGAAACACAACAAAGACGAUUCACAGUGAAUGGAUGGGAAGGAUCAAAUUCUUGGACGAUGGUGGAGGUUUAUGAUUCUUUGCCUGAAAGUGAGCGAAUUCGAAUCGAAAGAAUAGAACUUUUAGAUGAAAGAGAAUUGCUGACUCAACUUUUGCAGCAUUAUUGCAUCGCUAUCGCUUGGAAUGGACCGAUGUUUAAAAAUCUCUCCAUAGCUCAGGGUUAGGCCUACCCCAAUCAUCACAGUUACUCCAGGUAGUGACUUUUAUUGAUUAUUAUAAUAAUAAUAUUAUUAUUAUUGAAAGAAAAUAAUGUCAGCGUCGAACGCAAAAAACAAAAAGAAAAUUACUUAUUUUUUUCAAGCAGCUAUUUAAGUAGCUUGAUUAGUUGCGUCCUUUAAUUUUUUUAAUUGAUAGUAGAAAAGAAAAAAAAAACAAAGCAGUACAGACUGAUUUAAUAUUUAUUAGUUAAGCUCAACGUUUAAGGAAAGGACCGAAUAUGAAAAAUGCAGAUACCAUAGAAAUAGGAGAAAAUUAAACUAUUAUAUAUAUAAAUUUCUCAAAGAGUAAAAAUAUAUAUAUAUUUUUUUUUUGCGGAACGAUAUAGUAAUAAACGUGAUAAAAAAAAUUAACUUACACUAAAUUUUAGAAAUUUUAUUUUACUUUUUAAUCGCACAAUCGUUUGAGUUCUUCUAUUUCUAUGUGAAUUAUUGCCUUCCAUAGAAGAUUCAAAUUCAAUGGGUGAGCUUCUUAUUGGAAAGAAUUAUAAUAUAUGAAAAUGUUAUUUAUUCUGGUGGAAUACUUACUGUGAUUGUUUUCAAUUUUAACAUAACUACUUCUCAAGUAUGGGCCAAAUGCUCAAAAUAAAAAAAAAAGAACCUUUAAAAUUAUGUAGUUUUAGUAUGUACUAUAAAUAUAGUAUUCAUUUAUAAUCUAGAUUUUGGAUAUUUCAAUCAUCUCUAUAAGAAAGUAAUUUUGAAAAUUAAUUAUAUUUACAUAACCUUUAAAAGGUGUAGAAAUUUGAGAUGAAAGUGAACGUAUUA
Messenger RNA from Leptopilina boulardi, 1891 nucleotides. Its product is annotated as leucine carboxyl methyltransferase 1. Gene Ontology annotation, molecular function: protein C-terminal leucine carboxyl O-methyltransferase activity. The record is from RefSeq and is a predicted model, not a curated record. Bases 125 to 1075 code for a protein of 316 amino acids. The transcript is spliced from 4 exons. NCBI's taxonomy places the organism in Eukaryota, Metazoa, Arthropoda, Insecta, Hymenoptera, Figitidae. Gene Ontology annotation, biological process: C-terminal protein methylation. Gene Ontology annotation, cellular component: cytosol.